Venustampulla echinocandica is the source of this 1152-nucleotide messenger RNA. RefSeq lists its product as uncharacterized. Bases 1 to 1152 code for a protein of 383 amino acids. Lineage: Eukaryota; Fungi; Ascomycota; Leotiomycetes; Helotiales; Pleuroascaceae. The transcript is spliced from 5 exons. The record is from RefSeq and is a predicted model, not a curated record.
AUGGAAGAAAAGGAGCUGCUGGUAAGGGAAGAGCAAGAGCGGGUUACAUAUAAAGAGGAGGAUAAUGCUGCAAUGGAAGAAGAGACACCCGCAACUGAGGGAAAGGAAAGGCUUGUGAAGAAUAUUACUAAACAAUGGGAAGAGAGACUUGGGCAAAAAAUGCCUAAGGAGAAAACACAAGACCAGAGGAGACCCAAGAUAGUGGGAAAGGGGGUACAAAGAGGUAUAGGUGCAGCGAAAAGGAACUGGCCACUUACUCAGUUCGAACUUGAGACUCUUAGAGACGCUGAGCCUCAAGAACUUAUACAGGGUCCAUCACACCAGACUGCGGUGGAGAACGAACGUCGAACUAUGGCAGACCAAGAAGAGGUCGAAAAUCCCAUCCACAAUGCGCAGCCUAGCGCGGAUUAUUCAGCAACUGAUAAUAGUAACUCAACACCUGCCUCAGGUAAGAUACCAGAGCAUGUCACUAACUCCGAAGAACUGAUUAAAGCUGUUGAGCUACAGGCUACAAGACCAUCAAGAGACCAAAAACCAGACCCUGCUAUGGUUUGGAUAAAAUUUAAGAUCUGUGAUCGUAGUAGUUGGAGAGUUGUACAAGAUCUUGAAGUUGAUCCCUCCGACCCAUCAGAGGUAAAGCGAAUAGCAAUGAAGUACUAUGUUACUGCAGAUGGCACGAACAAUAUACUUUUGAUUCCAGAACGGGACAUCGACACCGACAAUCUUCCAAGUUCCGUGCCUGAGAAAGGCUUUGAUUUACAGACGAAUUCAGAAGCUGACCCAUCUACUCCAGAGAAUACUGAAGAGGAUGGUGAGGAGACUGUUCGUAAAGGAGUCGCCAGGCGCGACUCAAGCUGCUCAAAUACUCAUGGCAAUUUUGUGGCCCCGGCGGACACUUGCCUUCAAGAUUACUACGCCAAUGCUGCACCUCCUUUUCGCGUUUGCGCAGUUGUGGGGAGUUGGUGUUUCUACAAAAUGUACAAGAAACAAGAACGGCUCAUAGCGAUGAAGGAAGAGAGACUGGAGGAUCUGGAGCCGGCGGCGAAGGUUGUGGAAGAGACAAAGGACGGACGAUUGGCCAUUGGCGAGAGAAAAAAACUCUCGAGAGGCGGAUCAGAAAUCGAGCCGGCUAAGCACCCGAGGAUAUCAUAA